GGGGGCCACCCCCCGCUGCCCUCCAUCACCUACGGCAGCUCAGGGAAGGUGCUGAGCCCCCAGGCAGUGAGUGAAGCCCACAACCUCUUUGACACCCUCCUGGCCUCCGCCCGCGCUUUUCGGGGGGCUGAGCAGCUGCCAGCACUCAGCGUGGGACAGUAUCUGGAGUGUUGCAUCAGCGGGACCCACAGCAUGGACCUGGUGGCCCUGGAGCCAUUUGGGGAGUACAUCUCCCUGCCUGGCCUGGACUGCACCUUCCCAGGUGGCUACAGCAGCUUGCCCGAUUGCAUGCUCUUGGCUCUGCCGGAGGGCACGGUCCUGCUCAACAAGGCAGUGAGGACCAUCCGGUGGAGAGGGUCAUUCCAUGAGGAUGGGGACGAGGCCAGGGAUUUCCCCGCCAGGGAUUUCCCCGUCCGGGUGGAGUGCGAGGAUGGAGAUGCCUUCCUUGCCGACCACGUCAUUGUCACCGUCCCGCUGGGUUUCCUCAAGGAACACCACCAGGACUUCUUCCAGCCUCCCCUGCCUGACCAGAAAGUGGAGGCCAUUCACCGCCUGGGUUUCGGCACCAACAACAAGAUCUUCCUGGAGUUCGAGCAGCCUUUCUGGGAACCCCAGCAGCAGCUCCUUGAAGUGGUUUGGGAAAAUGAGUCACCCCUUGAGGAGCCCAGCACUGACCUGGAGGCCAACUGGUUCAAGAAGCUCAUUGGAUUUGUGGUCCUCCAACCACCGGAGCAGCACGGGCACGUCCUCUGUGGCUUCAUUGCAGGGAAGGAGUCGGAGUACAUGGAGACGCUGAGCGACACAGAGGUUCUCGGCACCAUGACACACGUCCUCCGCACGCUGACAGGGAAUCCCUGCCUGCCCGCUCCCAGGAGCAUGCUCAGGUCCCGGUGGCACAGCGCUCCCUACACCCGGGGCUCCUACACCUACGUAGCCGUUGGCAGCUCAGGGGAUGACAUUGAUGUGCUGGCUCAGCCCCUGCCCGAGGACCCCGAGGACCCCAGGCCUCUGCAGCUCCUCUUUGCCGGCGAGGCCACCCAUCGCACCUUCUACUCCACCACCCAUGGGGCCCUGCUGUCAGGCUGGCGAGAGGCCGAGCGGCUCAACCACCUCUUCGAGGUGUCCAGCCCCGCUCCUCAGCUCUGA
Leptosomus discolor (cuckoo roller) is the source of this 1146-nucleotide messenger RNA. The record is from RefSeq and is a predicted model, not a curated record. NCBI's taxonomy places the organism in Eukaryota, Metazoa, Chordata, Aves, Leptosomiformes, Leptosomidae.